Messenger RNA from Guillardia theta CCMP2712, 1117 nucleotides. RefSeq lists its product as hypothetical. The record is from RefSeq and is a predicted model, not a curated record. The transcript is spliced from 8 exons. Lineage: Eukaryota; Cryptophyceae; Pyrenomonadales; Geminigeraceae. The coding region runs from base 46 to 1032 and encodes 328 amino acids.
CUUCCUGCUUCGAAUGAGCACGGGCAACAUUGGGAAAACGCCUCUAUGGGAGUGAACAACACCCUUCCUCCAUCUCAUAACAUCUCCAUGGCCAACAAGACCGUCUACAACUUAACGAGUAACAUAACUUCAGGAAACUGGACGAAUGCGUCACUUGCUCCUGUAGCCAUCGAUGUAUCAGGGGCCUUUGUCAGUUGUGCGAUCCAGCUCAUCAAUGUAAAUAUGAACACAUUCAGCAAGGAAGAAGUCCUCGUUUCCUUUGUAGGAGCUGUCAAGUACGCUCUCGAGCUGAUCAAUAUUAGGAUGCAGCAGGCAAAUUGGCAGAUCGAGUUUGCGGGAUUUUGCAACCUCCAGCACUCGUCUUGCGAGGUCUUUCAGAAUUCGACUCAGUACAAUCUUACUGGGAGUCUGGCUCGUAAAACUUCACACAAAGCUCCCAAAACACCGAAGGAAGGUCGCAGAUCGACUGAAGCAUCAUGGCGUGCGAUGGAGGGGGAUGAAAGGUUGGAUUUCAACAGCUUGAAGGAGGAGGGCUCCUGGAGUCUGAGAGAAGUUGGGACCGAAGUUUUCUUCUUUCUGAGAAGCACUGUUGUUGAAGAAUGGGCCCUGUCACUCGCAGAGUCCGAGGAGAACGAGGAGUGGAACUACCUCAACUCUUCAUGGUUUCCUCAGACGAUGAGCAGCAAGAUGUCUCUCAGUGUCUUGUCCUUGUCUUCUGCUCGCUGGAGCGCUGAUAACCCGAUGCUUUGCUACGCCAAGGAUAAGUCGAGACAGUGCAACAUGCAGGAACUUGUGCAGUGGCUUCAGGACGAGGAGAUCGGACUGAGCUUCCUCUGGGGGGAUUUUCCUACAAUCGACAUAUUCAACGACCCAUUCGUUGCUGGCUCGCUCGUAGGAGGAAUAUUCAGUGCGUCGUUUGUUAUGUGGGUCACAAUCAAAUGCCAGCAGUGGAGGCUGCGAAGGAAGCGGAAGAGGGCAGGGAAGGAUGGGGAGGAGCUGCAGAGGCUUCGCCUCGCAGCGGAGGACUUAUGAACUUGACUCAGUGACUCGAUAAAUGAUGUUUCUUCCGGGCCUCCUCCACUCAGUGACUAGUCACAGAGUAAAGAUCAGUACGAGG